CCUGCAAUGCAGUGCAGCAACACCUCUCUAGAGCUGUGACCAAAGAUCGGAGAAGCCAUGAACCCCACCAUCGUGGCCCUGCUCUGCUUGGGGCUGUGUCUGGGCCCCAGGAACCUAGUGCAGGCAGGGACCCCUGUGAAAGCCAGGCUCUGGGCUGAGCCAGGAUCUGUGAUACCAUGGGGGACACCGGUGACCCUCUGGUGUGAGGGGACUUUCAACGCUCAGAAAUAUGGUCUGUACAAAGAAGGAAGCCAAGCGCCAGUCAUACAGACCCAACUGGUACCUACAGACAGAGCCAAGUUCCUAAUCCCAACCAUAAGAAAAGAGAAUUCUGGGCGAUAUUACUGUUACUAUCACAGCCCUGAUGGCUGGUCACAGCACAGCGAGCCCCUAGAGCUGGUGGUGGUUACAGGGACUUUCCGCAAACCAAGGCUCAGGCCUGUGCCAGGAUCUGUUAUACCACUUGGGACAUCUGUGAUACUGUGGUGUGAGUGUACUCUGGGGGCCAUACUGUGCCAUCUGAUUAAAGAGGGAAGCCCAGUGUACUUGGAGUCAAAAACCUCACAAAAUCUCAUGAGCACUGCCAAAUUCUCCAUCCAAUACAUGACACAAAACAAUGUAGGACGGUAUAACUGUUACUGUUACAGCCCUGCUGGCUGGUCAGAGCACAGUGAGGCCCUGGAGCUCGUGGUGACAGGCCUCUACAGAAAACCUAGCCUCUUAGCCCUGCCUCAGGCUAUGGUGAACUCAGGAGGAAAUGUCACCCUCCAGUGUGAAUCCUGGGAAGGAUACAAUAGUUUUGUUCUGAUUAAGGAAGGAGAUAAGCACUCCUGGACUCUUGACUCACAGCAAGGCUCCAGUGGGAAGUUCCAGGCUCUGUUCAAUGUGGGUUCUGUGAUCCCCAGCCACAGGCGGAUCUUUAGAUGCUAUGGCUAUGGCAGGAGCCAACCCUUGAUUUGGUCAGAGCCCAGUGACCCCCUGGAGCUCCUAGUCCCAGGGACCCUCCCCAAGGCCUCCUUCUGGGCUGAACCAUGCCAUGUGAUCCCCCAGGGAAAGCCUGUGGCCCUCUGGUGUGAGGGAAUCCCAGAGGCCCAGGAAUACUAUCUGGAUAGAGAGUGGCAGCCAAUGUCCUGGGUCAGAGAGACAUCACUUCAGCACAGGAACAUGGCCAAGUUCUCCAUCUCGUCCAUGAACAAGUACUAUGCAGGGCAAUAUCGCUGUUACUAUCGCAGCCCUGCUGGCUGGUCAGAGCCCAGUGAUGCCCUGGUGCUGGUGGUGACAGGAAUCUACAGGAAACCCAGACUCUCAGCUUUGCCCAGCCCCGUGGUGAAACCAGGAGGAAACCUCACCCUGCAGUGUGGAUCACAUAGAGGAUUUGACAGGUUCAUUCUGACUGAGGAAGGAGGAGACCAAUGCUCCUGGAUGAUGCACUCACAGCAACACCACAGGAAGAACUUCCAGGCUCUGUUCACUGUGGGCCCCAUAAUUCCCAACCACAACUGGACAUUCAGAUGCUAUGGCUAUUACAGGAAUGAACCUCAAGUGUGGUCAGAGCCCAGUGAUGCUCUGAGGCUCCUAAUCUCAGGGCUCUCCAAGAAGCCCUCUCUUCUGACCCCGCAGGGCCCUGUUCUGGUCCCUGGACACAACCUGACCCUCCAGUGUCGCUCUGAACACAACUAUGACAGAUUCACUCUGUCCAAGGAGGGUGUAGGAGACCUCCCCCAGCAUCCUGGCCAUCAGAUCCAGGCUGGACUCUCUCAGGCAGACUUCACCAUGGGCCCUGGGAGCCACUUCCAUGUUGGCCGCUACAGAUGCUACGGUGGACACAGCCUCUCCUCCACGUGGUCAGCACCCAGUGACCCCCUGGAUAUCCUGAUGCCAGGGCAUCUCCCUGCCACACCAUCUCUCUCAGUGCAUCCAGGAUCCAUAGUGUCCUCAGGAGAAAAUGUGACCCUUCUGUGUCAGUCAUCGAUUCCAAUGGACACUUUCCUUCUGUCCAAGGAGGGGGCAGUUGAUACCCCCUUGCAUCUGAGAUCAGAGUCCAGAGCUCAGCAAUUCCAGGCAGAAUUUUCCUUGGGAGCUGCGAGCUCAGCCCUCAGUGGGACCUACAGAUGUUAUGGCUCUUGGAACUCAACUCCAUAUCUGUUGUCAUAUCCCAGUGACCCUAUGGAGCUCGAGGUCUCAGGAGGCCCUGAAGAUCAGCCCAUCCCACCAGAAUCUGGACCUCAGGUUGGACUGGCAAGGAACCUGAAGGUUCUGAUUGGGGUCUUGGUGGCAUCAAUCUUGCUGCUUCUCCUCCUCGUUCUCUUCCUUGUCCUCCGACAUCAGCGCCAGAGCAAAAGCAGGAAAGCAGCUGUACAAGGCAGGGCCUGGGGAAUGAGAGCCCCAGGACUGUGGCCAGGAGUUGACCCCUGUUGUGUCCCUCCAGAGGUCACAAUGAAGAACACAGAGCCUGAGAAUGAGGUGGAGCUGGACACUCAGAGCCCACCUCCUGAGGACCCCAAUGGACCAACAUAUGCCCAGGUGAAGCACUCAGCACCUGGUAGGCUAAUGGAUACUCAGAAUGCUGCUUCUGAGGGUCCCCAAGAUAUAACUUAUGCCCAGCUCCACAUCAGGACACUCAGACAAGGGACAGCUGGACAUCCUUCCUCCCAGGGUAGGGCUCUCCCAGAAGAGCCCAGUGUCUAUGCUGUCCUGGCACCCACUUGCCCAGAAGCCAUCACCAAGGACACUAAGUGAUGCAUCAGCUAGGGAAAACUCACAGACUUCAGAGUUUCUAGGACCUUCUGAGAUGCACCUGACUCUGCAGUCAGGGAGGGCUCAUCGGAGAUUAUUCAGCAAUCACUGAGUGAAAGAGAAAUGAAUGCAUGGGAGAGGCUGGGUGAAAAGAAUGAAAAUGUUAAUGACAGCAUAAUGCAACACAGGAAGGAAAUGAAAAAAUUAAGAGCCCUGGACCACUACAUCAGAAAACGUUCUCUAAAACUCAAUAAACUCAGGUAUGCAAUAAAAACUUUUAGACAAAUAAUGUGGAAUUAUUCUAUGUGAAACCAAAUACAAAAUAUUAGCUCUUCCUGGGGGUUGGCACAUAUUUCAAUA
Molecule: messenger RNA, 3096 nt
Organism: Octodon degus (degu)
Lineage: Eukaryota; Metazoa; Chordata; Mammalia; Rodentia; Octodontidae
Product: leukocyte immunoglobulin-like receptor subfamily A member 6
Exons: 14
Coding region: 58-2739 (893 amino acids)
Biological process (GO): cytokine-mediated signaling pathway
Molecular function (GO): inhibitory MHC class I receptor activity
Source: RefSeq, a predicted model, not a curated record